This is a messenger RNA of Pelobates cultripes (western spadefoot toad), 15187 nucleotides long. NCBI's taxonomy places the organism in Eukaryota, Metazoa, Chordata, Amphibia, Anura, Pelobatidae. The record is from the annotation of a GenBank genome assembly.
AUGGCUUGCACAGAAAAUGAAUGUUCCAUUGGCAGACUCAUGAUACAACAUCUGGCUAACAACUCCAUGUCUGGUCACCUUGAAAGCUUGACCCCAGAUGAUUUAGAAGAGCCCAGUGAGCACUAUUCCCAAGAAGUACAGAGUUCAGAAAACAAAAAUGACCAUAACCACUGUGUUUAUGCCCAUACUGUUGUGAAUGAAAUUAAACAUGCAAAAACAUUAUCCUCUAUGCCUGAACAUUGCAGUAACCAAACUACUGCAUACUCACCAAACAACGGUAAAAGACUGGCACAUAAAUCUGAAAGUUUAGCUUCAUUAGAAGGCUCAUCUUUCAGUGAUGAACUGUCAUCUGGAUACACAUCAACUAUUGAUGGGCAAACUUUGGAGGUGCCAGAAGAACACGUGCAAGAGGUUUUAAAUCAGCUGAACCAAUCAAUUGAGGCAUUUAGUUCUGGGCUUCACAUGAUUCCUUGCUCCAGAGAUUCUCAGACUCCUGGAGAAGGAGAAAAUUCCAUAAAGCCUCGGAGUUCCUUCUCUGAGGGCAUUUUCUUAAAUCCUGCCAAUCUACCACUAUGUCAAAACCUGGUUAGUAAAAAACAACUGGCCUACAAUACACUGGAUGCCACACCUAGGCAUGACUACUAUAUCCACUCUGUAGCUCCUGGGAGGCUGAAACGAAGUCGUCCAUCCUUGGAUCUACUACGUAAUGCCAUACUAGUAAGUAUAUUUUAUGAUAUAUGUUUAUGAUUCAUACAUACAUAUAAAGAUAUUUUUAUUAAUAAUGGUAACUAAUUGAUUAAUUGACUGAUUUCACUGUUGUCUGUCAGAGCAAAUACUCAGAGAUAACCUGCAUCUAAACCAUUUAUUUUGCAGCUGAAAGGUGUUUGUAAUCUAUUGCUUUUAUACUAUUUAAAACAGCAUAUCAUUGUUCCUUUUGAUUCUUAUCUCUUCAUUGUGUGUACUUCCUGUUACCAGUACUUCAUCUUUAGAAUGGCAUGUCCUCUCCAAAGUACUAAUUGUAUUCCUUUUUUCUGUAGGAUGAGCAGCAAAUGGUCCCAGUACCUUUGGACCAAGAUGUGGAAUCAGGUGACAAGGACAAAGCUGAGGAAGUGGUAGUGGCCGAUGAAAAUAAUGCAAAAAAGAAAGAGAAAUUAAAAGGGAAGGGGGAACCUGUUCGAUUUGGAUGGGUCAAAGGAGUCAUGGUAAGGAACUGUUUGUAGUGGCUUGCUAUACUCCCAGUGACAAACAAAGGAGAUUAAUCACCUUAAAAUUCAACAUACACAUUGUGUAGGCUCUAUACAAUGUGAUGUGCAGGAUGUUUUUUUUUUUCCAAAGCAGCUAAUUGUGUGUGUGUGUGUGUGUGUGUGUGUGUGUGCGUGUGUGUGUGUGUGUACCUCAGAGGCUAAAGGCAAAGUAUAAGGCACCAUUUAGUUUUGUUCAUUACUCUCUUUGGUAUAAUCACGUUUUGACUGUUUCUCUCAAAAUGAGUUAUCAUACAUACAUUCUAGCACUGGUGUAAAAUUGUUUACUAGAAUCAUACCAUAUAAGUAUCACAUGAUAUUUGUUUCCUAAUGUGCCCACCUGUUUUCUGGUGUGGAUUGAUUUAAAUGCUGGAGGAUGGAUAUACUAUAAUAGGAAUCCCAGUGAGGUGUGUGGACAGGGGUGGCAGCACAAGUUAAAACACACAGAGCAUUUCAAUUGAGUGUUUGGGCAUUUUUGUCAUUUUAUAAUAAGCAUUUGUAGAAGUAUACAGGUAUAAUCCCUUAAGUAGGUCCAGUUUUAUGACAUAUCAUUAAAAUACAGUAUUAUUGUUACAGUGUUUUGUGUCUUUCAAUUGCUCUUCCUUUCCUUCCACAGAUUCGUUGCAUGCUCAAUAUCUGGGGGGUUAUCUUGUAUUUGAGAUUACCAUGGAUCACAGCACAGGCCGGUAUAGGUAAGAAAUGUUUGGUGCUUAAUGAUUAAAAGAAGACUAGUCAUAAAAAUCAAAGUAUAUCAAAUAUAGCCCUCCUUAUUUGAAUUGAAACCUUUUGAAAUUGCUUUAAUUCCUGCCCCCAGCUUAUUUUUCAAAAAAUUACCCCUAUAAACUCUGCUUCCUAUUCCUCUACUCUUCCCUAAAUCUUACUCCUAUUAUUUUCUACUGCCAACCAUGUCUGAUUCCUUCUCCCAUUACACUCUCCUACAUCUGCUCUUACCCACUUCUUCGUGGACUCCUACUCUUCCUAAAUUCUAAAUUUCAUUUCCCACUUCACCCUGAAGAGAAGAGGACAAUUAGUACUGAAAAGUGUAUAACAAAUAUUUAAUGGAUGGCAUGUUCAUAAACUAUGGAGGCAUUUGGGCAACCAAUCAGCAAAAUAGCACAAUAAAUCCAAGCAACUGAAUUGGAGAGGAUUUUUUAAAAACUACCGUAUAUACUCGUGUAUAAGUCGAUCUCAUGUAUAAGUCGAGUGCAGUUUUGUUACCAACAAUUGUGAAAUAUGCUAUGCCUCGUGGAUAAGUCGAAGGUAAAACUUGGGGCUAUGAAAUUCUGUGAUUUUUAUAAUUAUAUACACACACACACUCAUACAAACAUACACUCUGCAUUAUAUAUACACACACUCAUACAAACACACACUCUGCAUUAUAUAUACACACACUCAUACAAACACACACUCUGCAAUAUAUAUACACAUUCUGCAUUAUAUACACACACACACACUCAUACAAACACACACACUGCAUUAUAUACACACACUCUGUGUAUAUAAUGCAGAGUGUGUAUAUAAUGAAGAGUGUGUGUUUGUGUAGUGUGUGUGAACUGGGUGGGGGGAGGGCAUUUUUAUUAUUUUAAUUUUAAUUUUUAAUUUUAAUAUUAUUUUUUUUAUUAUUUAAAAAAAAUUGUCCCCCCUCCCUGCUUGUUAACCGGUCAGGGAGGGGGGAUAUCUUAAUCCCUGGUGGUCCAGUGGCAUGGGCUGUGAAGUGGGGGGCCGGCAGGAAGCAUUUACUUACCUUUCCUGCAGCUCCUGUCAGCUCCCUUCUCCUCCGUUCCGGUCAGCUCCACUGUAAGUCUCGCGGUCUGGUUGCCGCGCGGAUUGUUGCCACGGCUCUGACGGCCGCGGCUCUCUAAGUUGCCAUAAUACAGACAGUGACUCAAGUAUAAGUCGAGUGGGGGUUUUUAAGCACAAAAAAUGUGCUGAAAAACUAGACUUAUACUCGAGUAUAUACUGUAUGUGCUUUUUUAGACUAGAUUUUGCAAGAUGAAUUUUAACUGAAAACAUAACAAAGGGAAAUCACAUUAUUUAUAAUAUCUGUAAAUUGUUUUUUUAUAGGUCUCACAUUCCUCAUCAUUCUGAUGUCUGUCUUGGUGACUUCAAUCACUGGUUUGUCCAUUUCUGCUAUAUCCACCAAUGGCAAAGUCAAGUCAGGUAAGUUAAGGCCCCGAUAUGAAUAUAGUAACAUUGUAUCUGUGUAAAUUACUGGACACAUUGGUGUUUAUUUAUGAAACUUAAAACUGUGUAGACUUGACAGUGAAAUUAAAAAAUAUAUCAUUAUCGGAAAUGGAAAAAAGGCUAAAUUGGUGAACAUUCCCAGUUUGGUUAAAUUGGCCUAAAAUGUUAACCCUUUCAUUAUUGCCAGAAACUUCAUAUUCCAUAAUCCUUUCUCUACAAUUCUCUGUUCAGUGGAUAAACCUAAACAUCUCUACAAUGGAGUGAUAUUCUAACACAAGGAUGCAUAAAGGUUGUUUUCCUUAGAUGAAAUACAGUCAGUGGUUUAAACAAUGAAAGCUUCCCCAAUUAUAAAGCUCUUAUCAAUCAGCCUGCAGAAUGUACAUAAACAGAAUAUUUUUGAUGUCUGAAAAUGAAAUUUCUCAUUGAAACCUUUCCUUAUAUUCUUUACUCUUUAAUACAGGUGGAACAUACUUCCUCAUCUCUCGCAGUCUGGGACCUGAGUUAGGAGGCUCCAUUGGGCUCAUCUUUGCAUUCGCCAACGCAGUUGCUGUAGCCAUGCAUACAGUGGGCUUUGCAGAGACUGUUCGAGACCUUCUCAUAGUAAGUUUUUAAUUCUACUGUAAAUUAGAUUCCUAUGUCUAUGUGUGGCAGUGGGUCAGAGAGUUCAGAAUGAGCUGAUUAGCGUUAACUAGCAGAAGAUAUUUUGAUAAGACUAUUUGGAGAGAAUAUAUAUAUAUAUAUAUAUAUACACAUAUAGUGACAACAAAGGUGUCAAUAAUGUUGUAAUCUAUGUUGCUGCAUAAGCAACCCCAAAAAAAUAUGAAUGAACCAAACCUCGAAGGAGAGAAAAACAGGUGUUCAGCUUUUUUGUUUUUGAACUGUGAUAUCUCAAUUAAUAUAUACAUAUAAUACAUUUUUUGACUAAUCUUUGUAGUCAGUUUAGUUUUUUUUUUUUUUUUAUUGUUUUCUGUUAUUUUCAUGGAUUUUAUAUACAGCAGAACUGCCUCAAAUUAACUUCACAAUGCUCCCUUUCAGCCUCUGGCUAUUGCUCAAUAAAAUCAGUUUAACUUUUGCAAUGCAAGUAAAACGGCUCUUUUUUUGUGGAAAUGUUUCAUACUUCUUCCACCUCUCUCAAGGAAAGGCACUUUACAUAGUUACAUAGGCUGAAAAGAGACAUGUGUUCAUCAAGUUCAGGCUUCCUCAUAUCUGUUUUUUGCUGUUGAUCCAAAAGAACACAAAAAACCCAGUUUGAAGCACUUCCAAUUUUUUAACAAACUAAGAAAAAAAUUUCUUCUUGACCCCAGAAUGGCAGUCAGAUUUAUCCUUGGAUCAAGAAGCCAUUACCCUACAUUCUUGGAAAGUUUGCAAUGUUCUACAGUUAUUCUUCUGUGACUUAUGGUAAACUCCUAGAUUACUUAUACAAACCAUCUAAUUUCUUUCCUUUUAGGAAUAUAAUGCUGUAAUUUCUGAUCCAGUAAAUGACAUCAGAAUCAUUGGUGUAAUAACAGUGGCAGUUCUGCUUGCGAUCUCAUUGGCUGGAAUGGAAUGGGAAGCAAAGGUAUGUGCACUUUGAUUAGUGUGACUUAUUUGAAAUUUCGAGCUUAUGUACUGGAUUGAUAAUUUAAUCUUCUGAAUUGUCUACACAGGCUCAGGUCGCAUUCUUCUUUGUGAUCAUGGUGUCUUUUGUAAAUUACAUAGUGGGAACACUUAUCCCUCCCACCGAAGAAAGGCAAUCCAAGGGAUUUUUUGGCUAUCAGAGUAAGUAACUCAUGAAAAUAUAACUCUAAAGAAAGCUAUUUGAAAUAGGUUUCCAGCCUUCAUGCCGUUUAUUAACUUGAUCUUUGGUUGAGUUCCAAUUGGGCCACUUGAUUGGAUUCUAUGUAUCCCAAAACUGCUACUGUAUGUUUCAUAUAACCAUUGGUUCUAUUUUUAUAUGACAGGUUCUAUCUUUUUGGAAAAUAUUGUUCCUGACUGGCGUGGUGAAACUGGAACCUUUUUUGGCAUGUUCUCUAUUUUUUUCCCAUCUGCUACUGGUAUCCUGGCUGGAGCAAAUAUUUCUGGAGACCUAAAGGUAGGACAUACACUUCUUUUUAAAAGAAUUACAUAUACAAAGACAAACAAAUCUACAGACUACCACAGGAACUGCUUGGAAUUUCUCUUUUAUCGUAUGAAAUGAUCAUAGCAAGUAAAUUCAGAGCCCCUUCAUUUACAGUUAUUAAUUCAUUUGUUGGUUUGGAGUGCCUUGUUUAUUUAGAAAUAAUGAAAAACAUUGAGCCAUAUUUAACACCUAAAUUUGUGGAAUAUACUAACAACAACCUUACAGAUUUUCUGAUUCACAACUACUUAAUGUGUAGCUAUAAGCUAGCUAUAUAUUUAUUUACCACCUGAUGCCUAGUUUAUUUCUUGAUAAUGUGGUCUUUUUGCAAUGUGUAUAUGAGAAAGAUUGAUUUCAUAUUUUACAAUUUGAAUAAUUUUAGCUGUAAGAUUUAUCACUAAAUAUAAGCAUGGAAGGGGUCACACAAGAACCUAUUUCUAUGCAAGUUUUAAGAUACUUAAGAAGGCAGUUGUGUUGCAUUUGGGUGUUUGAUGAUACUUAUGCAAAUUGGCAAAAACGUGAAAAGAUGUAGACCACAAAAAUCAAUAUAAAUCAUAUCUAAGCCACUACAUUAUUAAAAUGCAAAUACUUGUGUUUUAUCUAAUAAACAUGUUUAGUGUAAUAAAUGAGAAUAAAUUGCAUCAGGCUGUUAAACCCAUAGUGAUAACGAUGAUCGUUGAUAUAAUUCAUUUUUUACCCUUCAUUUUCCCAGGAUCCAGCAGUGGCAAUCCCCAAGGGAACACUGAUGGCUAUAUUCUGGACCACCAUUUCAUAUCUGGCAAUUUCUGCUACAAUAGGUGAGAUUUGUAAAUAUGAUGCCCUAGUACUACAAAAGCAUUCAUCCACACAUUUGCUUGCCCCGUGUCACUCUGAUCCUUUAUUCACAAAUGUUAAACUCUUUUCAUUAUGGUAACUUUUAUACAAAGGCUCCUGUGUUGUCCGUGAUGCAACUGGCAUUUUGAAUGACACAAUUCCUGUGAAUCAGACGAUUGAUUGCGAAGGACUGAGCUGCCAGUUUGGCUGGAACUUCACUGCAUGUGGAGAUACGGAACCCUGUGUUUAUGGCUUAUCUAACCACUACCAAGUAAGAGAGCACCCUAGUGAGGUUCCCAAUAAUAAAGGGACAUUGACAGCCUUUAUUGUUUUCUAUCAUAUUUAAUUGGCGAGGCUUCAUAUCUUGCUGUUGUUUUUCUCCUCUUCAGGCAAUGAGCUUGGUGUCAGCAUUCAGUCCUCUAAUCACCGCUGGUAUCUUUGCUGCCACUCUUUCUUCAGCCUUGGCUUGCCUUGUCUCUGCUCCAAAAGUGUUCCAAGUAAGAGGAUAUGCUUUUAUUCUUUAUUUAUAUGUAAAUGUGGUGCUAUAUUGUAAAUAUAAAAGAAAACACAUCAAAAAAGAAAUAUACCAAUCCGUUUCUACUAUUGCACUGAAUUUCCCUUAUAGUAUACCACACAAUUUUACGAUUAUAUCCUUUUAUCAGUUGUUCUGAUUUUUAUUCUUUUAUCAGUUGUUCUUAUUUUUAAUGCUAUCAUCGAUCUUCAUUUCACAUAGUGUUCAAUUUGUUUUUAUUCUUUUUUUUUUGUGCGUGUGUCUCACUAUGUCCCUUCUUGACACAUUUACCUUCUCACAGUGCCUUUGCAAAGACAAGCUAUACCCUGUUAUUGGAUUCUUUGGAAAAGGUUAUGGGAAGAACAAUGAACCAAUCCGUGGUUACAUUCUGACAUUCAUCAUAGCUAUUGCAUUCAUACUUAUAGGUGAGUCCACUAGAAGACCAACCUAUAUAAUUUUCAAACUGAAUACUAUAGACAUUCAGUAUUAUUCAACUAUCCUUUAACAUAUGUUUCCACCUUGACUAAACUAGCCCAAAGUGUGCUGUUCCCUGCCCAUCCUGUACAAUCCACUGCCUGAUAAACAACUCUGAUCGCAUGACUAUGUAUAACCAUGAAUUAAUGAGCACGACUGCCAUUACAUAUAAUAGAAAGUACAAAUUAAUUACUAAUAGUUAAAACGUGAUAAAUGCAUAGAAUGUCAUAGAAUAGAUCUUCAAUAUAGUAUUGUGGAGCAGUAUAACAAUACUCCAUGUAAACAACUUAAUUUGUGUCACACCCACUUGGGGUUUUGUAGCGGUGACAGAACCCAAUUGCAGCGGAACAGCAAUCCCUUACAAUCACGACCCUCAGGAGAACCUGGAUGUGGGUACAGGGUCCUGAAAGGUCUGUGGUGGCACAGAGGCCUUUAAUAGGUAGAAGCCAAGCGAGGUAUCCAAGAGAGGAAGAAGCAGGAGGCGUAGUCAAUCAAUCCAGGAUCAGGUCACGCAGCAGGCAAGAGUAAUCGAUCAAUCCGGGAUCAGGUCAGCUAGCAGGCAAGAGUAGUCGAUCAAUCCGGGAUCAGGUCAGGCAGCAGGCUAGGGUAAACGAGCCAAGGAUCAAGAACCAAGCAGACAAGUAGGGAAUCAGGAGCAAGGAAAAUAACCAAGACCUGACUGGGAGGCGUGCUUGGUUUAAAUAGGGAGCCAGGAUCACAUGAACGGCCACCUCCCACCAGUAGGUGGGGCACACAGGAGCUAUAAAAGGAAUUCAGGUACCUGCCUCGUCUCGACAGGUCCGCACCUCCUCCCCCCCGCCUAGAACGCCGGGUCCGAUGGCGGCCGCCAUCUUGCUGCGACAGCAUGCUCGCCAUGGACCUCGGCGUUGAGAGGGGGAGGAGAUGCCGCAGCCCUGAAAGAGGGGACUUGGAGAGCGGCGAUCGCAGCCAUUCUGCUACAAGGACGCCGCAGGCUCCCAGGAGCAGGUAAGUGACCGGCUCUGCCAUGACAAUUUGCCUGUUAAGAGCAAAGUGACAUUUCCUGAUCUAGCUGAUCCUGAGCUGCUGCACCAUAUUCAGGGACUAGGCAAACACACACAAAAUACUUGAUAACAAAACUAAUCGCAACAUAUCCUUCAUGGAAAAGGUUUUAAAAUACUCUGUAAUCCUGAUAAUUUCUCCAGUCUUGUAUUGCAAUACUGACUAUGAUCUCAUUUCUACAGCUGAGCUAAACACCAUUGCUCCAAUUAUUUCCAACUUCUUCCUCUGUUCCUAUGCAUUAAUCAACUUCAGCUGUUUCCAUGCUUCCAUCACCAACUCACCAGGUAAGAAAAAUUAAUGGGAGAUAUUCAUAUAGCAGAAAAUAUAUUUAAUCUAAUAGUUUCUCUUAUAUCUGACUCUUAGAUUGCUUUUGUUUUGUUUUUUUCUUACUAAGCAUAUUUUAUAAAUUAGAAUUUUCUAGUUUCUCCAAAUGUUUUCUUAGUGUCUUCUAUUACUGGAGUUAUCUCUUCAUUACUUCCUCAUUCAUAGUGAGACAUUUCUCUUGCAAAACUGGAAUUUUCUCAAAAGAAUAGACAAUGAUAGUGUACUAUUUAAAUAUUAACAAAUGUUCAUACAAUGGCCUGUGUGUUUUACAUUUUGUUUGCAGAGCAAAAUUGUCAUACUGUUUAAUUAGCAUCAUUAAUAUGUUUUGUUCUCUUCCAUAGGAUGGCGCCCCUCUUUCCGCUAUUACAGCAAGUGGACAUCCCUUUUUGGUGCAGUGGUGUCUGUGGUCAUCAUGUUCCUCCUCACAUGGUGGGCUGCUCUAAUUGCUGUGUCCAUCAUUGUUGUCUUGCUAGGUUAUGUGACUUACAAAAAACCAGGUGAGUCAGCUUCGCUAUUCAUUAUCUAGAAUAAACAUAUAAUGAUACAUUAUUAACUGUGAUCUUGUCUUUAAUAUCUUCUCCUUUCAUUGUCCACAUAGAUGUCAACUGGGGAUCCUCAGUGCAAGCUGGAGCCUAUAACAUGGCCCUAACAUACAGUGUGAACUUAACGGGAGUACAGGAACACGUCAAGAACUACAGGUAAUGUUAAAUCUGCAGUCCAAUGUCUGCGUCCCGUGUUUUUCUUUUUAAAAGAUAGAUAGACAGACCGACAGACAUCCAUCCUCUUUUCAUUGUGUUAACCAUUGUUUUGCUUUAUGCUCCAGGCCGCAGUGUCUUGUUCUUACUGGACCACCAAAUUUACGUCCAGCUCUGGCUGACUUUGUCAGUUCCAUAACCAAAAACACGAGCCUCAUGAUCUGUGGAAAUGUAUUGACUGUGAGUACAAAGCUAAAUUUAUCUACUUACUGGUGCAACUAGAACUGUUUAUAUAUUGAUAUUCUUGCUUUUAAAAAAUGCAGUGAGACACUGAGGGUUUUAUUUACCUAGCAUUGCGUUGUGAACAUAUAUCUUCCUUCUCUGUACAUAGUCAUUUUUUACUUUGUUGAUGAAUAUAUGCUUAACAAAUCACAUGGAAGUGUCGAUUGAUGGCAAACAAAACAGUGCCUUUGAGUUCCAUUGCUUGAUUAUAUGGAAAUUACAAUUUUCACACAGUACAUAGAUAUUCACAGUAUAACAGACUGCCAUCUAACAAAUAUAUCUUAUUGGAAAUCUACAUGUCAGAUAUGUACCAUUAAAAUAGUAGGUGCUAAAUAUGUGCAGUAGUUAUAGUAAUGUAUUAGCACUAUGGAUUAAGAGGAUAUUAAGUAACUGCUAUGGAUGUAAUUGAUACUAGAGCACUGUGACUAUAUAAAGUGAUAAAUGAUGUGAAAUAUUAACCAUAAUCAUGCUGUCUUUAGGAAAGUGAAAAAAUGAGUGACUCAGAUGGACACAUACAAUGGUUGAACACAAGGAAAGUGAGAGCGUUUUAUAGUGUGAUCUGUGAAAGCAGUUUGAGAGCUGGAGCCAAAAAUCUUAUGCAGGUAGAGUUAACUUCUUAUCUUAAUAUACCACCUUCUUCUCUACUGCUUGAGCUAUAAUUAAACAAAACUCCCUGUGCAACAUUAGACUGCAAUGCUCAUCCACCUUCUGUAUAGGUACAGUGCCUACCUAAAUCAUUCUUUGCUUAGCAAUUUCAGAACCUCUAAGAUAACUUCAGAAACAAUACCCAUAACUCAACAUUCUUUUCAUGCAGGUGUCUGGUCUGGGACGUCUAAAACCAAACACUCUGGUCUUGGGAUUUAAAAGCAGUUGGCAAAGUGACCCAGGGCAGAGUUUAGAAGACUAUUUUGGAGUUAUAAAGUAAGUAUAUAGUGUUUCUGGACCCAGAUGACAGACUCAAAUAGGGGCCACUCACUUGUGACAUAUUAAAGCACAACCCAAAAUUCCUUUGAGCAGCUCAAUACUUCUCUUUUCUCUUGUAAAGAAAGGAAGAGUAAAAGAGGUGAAAUUGCCUUAAGAGUUUACAAUUCAGGAAUACUGCUAAAGUGGUAAUCAAACAUAAAAGAUUUUUUAAAAGUUUUUAAAAAAAACAAUAACCAAAUGUGUUCAGUUUAAAACAGAAGCUUUUGAUGGCUCCAAUUCCCUAUUCCUCAUUUAGUUGGCCUCUGUCAACUGUUGGUCCCUCUUUCUACUUUGUGUCAGUUACUUGCUUCCUUGUCUAUUCCAUGCCCUCUUGGCAUCUCUGUGACUUUUUAUUGAUCCUCUUUAACGCCUGUGUGUUACCCCUAUGCAUUAGUUAUUGCGUGUGGUCAGCAUUUAUAUAUUUUCCUCUGUCCACCACCCUUCCUCUGUUUAUCAGUUAUUUGUUGUUUUUCCUGUGGCUGAACUUUCCCCUAUGUAUCUUUCAUUUACUGCCUUGGAUCUAUUAUCUGGUCCUCAGUCUAAUAUGAUUCAUUUUUCCACACAGUGAUGCAUUUGACUGUCAGUUUGGGGUGUGCAUUCUGAGGAUUAAGGAUGGUCUUAAUGUGUCCAAGAAGGUGCAUGGCGAAGGUGAGUUGUAAUCACAAAGUGUAGCACUGGACAAUACCUUACAGGCCAACUGUGUCUGUUUCAUAAUGCUAGAAGAGAUAUUGAUUGUGUGUAUAGGGGUGUAUUACCAUGUAAAAAGAUAAAAAGUAUACAAUAGCCCUCUUUACCAUGUGUAACACCACAUGCCUUCCACCCUGAACUACCCAUUGUACCCUACAUACAGUGUAAUAGAAGACAACACUUCACGUGGAGCCAGUUGUCCUUGCUGUAUAUCAGGUGGUAGAGGAAACAUUCUGCUCUUGUGUGGUUAAUAGAAGUCCUUGUGGAAUUCCAACAAAUUCUCAUAGAGUGUGAUCUACUUCUCAGAGCAGAGGAUUAUAGGGAGCAUAACAGAUAUCCUUACACAAAGAGCAACUUUAUUUCAAAGUCAUGAAAUUGUGCUAUUGCAUGAGCUAUUAUCAUAAUGGUACUAAGAAAAUGAUAUGUUGAGAAAUGAUGUAAUAGGGCUAUAAGAAUAGUUCUAAAUGGUAUGAAUAAAAUUAGAAAAAAAUCGACAAGGCACUGUAUGUUGACCAAUUCACUAAAUAGUGUCUUCAUCACUGACACCAAGCAUGACUUUCUUUUACAGUUAAUAUGGCCUUCCAGGACUCUGAUGAUGAAUUGGAGUGCAACAAAGAACCGGAGAAAGGUAAAGAUCUCGCAAUUUGUCCAAAGAAUCACAUUCUCCAAUCUGUCUAUAUUAGAAAUGGAAUAUAUAAGGCCAAUCAAGUAAAUAAAGAUUAAGGGAAGUUGAAGCUAAUAUAAAACAAUAUACUUAUUAUUCAGCACAGCAGUCACAUGUGGGCUAAACUCAGAACAAUAGUCUCCCUCUUGGUUUUGUGUGGUUUAUAUUUUUCAUAUUAAAGGACCACUAUAGGCACCCAGACCACUUCAGCUCAAUGAAGUGAUCUGGGUGCCAGGUCCCUAUAGUUUUAAUCCUGCAGCUGAAAACAUAGCAGUUUCAGCUGCUGACAAUGAGAAGACGCUGGACGUCCAUAGGAAAGCAUUGAGUAAUGCUUUCAUAUGGUCUGUUUGAAUGUGACGUUGGCAGGGGGUGGAGAGUUCCCCAGCACAGAGGGAGCCCGGCGCUGGAGAAAGGUAAGUGGCUAAAGGGGAUUUAACCCCUUCAGCCCAGUGGGAGGGGGGGGGUCUGAGGAUGGGGGGGAUCUAAUGACCCUAUAGUGCCAGGAAAACAAGUUUGUUUUCCUGGCACUAUAGUGCUCCUUUAAUUACUCACUGUACUCUCGGAUUCUAGUAAUUGCUCAUUAAGUUAACUUUAAUGAUAUCUUCACUGGCUCUUUCAUGCUCAUAUUUUGAUUUUUGCCUUCAGAACCUCCUAACCCAGUUCUAGAAAGCCUGACUCAAGCAAAUACUACCUUCCAGAGCCGCCAAGGCAAGAAAAGCAUUCAUAUCUACUGGCUGUAUGAUGAUGGAGGUGAGUUGCCACAAGAAUGUAACUGCAUCUGUGAUUGUCAGAAUCACCCCACUAUAACAUUAAAACUCCAUCAUUCCUAAAAUCAGAUUGUUGGUAUAAUGCAUUAUGAAUCUACUACGUGUUGUAGGUUCCACCACAUGAAAUAAAUUGAAAUAUGGUCGCCAAUAUAUUUAUAAUAAUCAGAAGUAGUGCCACGUUAAAUGGACAUUUCACACAUUAAAUAUAUCUUAUAAAAUUGUAUUCUAGCUAGUAUAGAACAAAUUGGGGUUAUGUUGCGCUAACUGGAUUUUGUAGAAUUUACCAGCAUUUUAACCCCUUAAGGACCAAACUUCUGUAAUAAAAGGGAAUCAUGACAUGUCACACGUCAUGUGUCCUUAAGGGGUUAAACUUGAUAUUCUACAUGUGCAGUUUCAACCAUAUUAUCUCCUCAUUUGCAGUGGUACCAGCAAAUCCUUGCAUUGUCUUAUGUAUCUGUCCUUUUGAUCUUCUUUUUCCACAGGUCUAACACUCCUUAUUCCAUAUCUACUGACUCGCAGGAAGCGUUGGGCACAGUGUAAAGUUUGUGUUUAUAUCAGAGGGAAAAAAGAAAAUGCAGAGCAAGAAAAAAAAGAGUAAGCCUUUGAAAUUAGGUUACAAAACAGGGGAAGAAGGAAAUACAUAUCUUUAAUAACAUGUACUUUACCUGCAUUCUUUAUCUGCAGAAUUCAAACACUCCUGGAGAAAUUUAGACUUGGCUUCCAUGAGGUUGUAGUAUUAACAGACAUUGAAGAGAAACCAGGACCCAAAACGUAAGUCUACAACAUCCCAGUUACAUGUCUGAAUUAUAAACCUUCUUUUGAUGUUGAGAUAAUUAAACCAAAGUGUAUGUAAAAAGAUUUCUUUUUUUGUUAUUGACCAUUAUGGCCUUUUAUUAAAAUUACCCAGAGGACAUCGUAAUAGAAACAAAAACUUCAGAGUCUUCAUUUUUAUUUCUGGUUCCAUAUCUACAGGGUGAAAAUGUUUGAGGAUCUUAUUGCUUCAUACAAGGUCAAUGAGGGACAGGUACAAGAUGGAGAAUCGAAUAUCCCUCCAUGGGCCAUCAGGGAGACUGAUUUACUCAAUUACAUGGCCAAGGUAUGUUUAUUGCACCACAUUUAUGCUAUCAACGGUUCUUGAAUAUUCUGCACCUUUCAUAUUUGGCAAUUAUUUAUUAUCAAGUUUCUUUACAUUUCGGUAUCGUUGGGAUUAAUUAUUAAGGGACAGAGGUGGGAACUAUUACAAAAAUAUUUAGUAUUUAUUCAGUAUUUAAUUCUGUGUAGCAUAUUUCUGAUCGGAGGCCAGCUAUUUUUUACUGUCUUUGUAUUUGCACUGUACAAUCAUAAUAGAGUUGAAUCAAAUCUAAAAUAAUAGUUUAACAGUCUCUUCUGGAAAGAAGGCAGGACUGUCCAAAGAAGGGCAUGUCGGUCUGACAUGAAUGCAUACAAGGCUGGUUGGUGGCCUGCUCCUUUAAUAUAAUGUGUUAUCCUUCUAAAAUCAGUAUUCUUUAAUUUGAAUAGGUUUGUCUUAUCUUUCCAAUUCAAAUAAAAUCUGGAUCUAUGUGCAAGAACAUAUCUGUUUUACAAAUCCAAUGCUUUGUUCCUACCUUGCUAGAAUUUAUGUCUACCUAUAGUGCAAAUUAAGUCAUCAAAUCAAUAAUUUCUACAAGUUCAAUAAGAUCAAAAAGAGUUCUUAAUUACAGAAAAACACAAAUUACUCUGGCCUCUUCUUUUCAUUUAGAACAGUGACAUAUUUCGAUUUCUGGCAGUAAUAUUGCACGUUGAUUUUUUAAAUAUUUUUUUUAUGUCCCUGUCCCAACAGUCGGAACGCUACAUGAGAAUGAAUGAGAUUCUACAGGAGAACUCAAAGGAUGCUGCCCUUGUUGCAAUGUAUGUACUAAUACUGAAUCUAACCAUUUUAGCUGAGCUUUAAAUUUUAACUUAACUUAGUAAAUAACCCUGUUAGUAUUUACCAUGCAUAUUUAGUAAUAAUAAAUGUAGAAAGGUAUGGAUCGUUCCUUACAAUUUUUUGUAGGAGCCAUUUAAUUCCAAAAUCUGUUAUCAUUCUAUCAUUAGAUGAAGAUCCCCUAUGAAAUCAUGGCUUUGCGUUUGAGUCAAUUUAAUGUUAAUGGAUUACGCUCAUGCAUACCACUCCAAUCUCUUUCUAUUUUUUUUUUUUUGCAGAAGCCUGCCAGUUGUCAGCAAAGCAGUUUGUCCCAGUUCCCUCUAUAUGGCCUGGCUGGAAACCAUUUCACAGGACCUCAACCCACCAGUAAUUUUUAUCCGUGGCAACCAGCAAGACUCGCUAACGAUGUACUGUCAGUGAUUACUGCAGCCUGCAGGGCUCAGCGGAGCGGCACUACUUAGUUGUUAAUAAGAACUGCCAUGCUCUGUAUUUCUCUAUGCCAAGCACAGUGCAUUCUUUUUAUAUGUUAGAGCUUCUUUAGUG